Messenger RNA from Pantherophis guttatus, 1347 nucleotides. RefSeq names its product replication factor C subunit 3 (gene RFC3). Gene Ontology annotation, biological process: DNA repair; DNA-templated DNA replication. Lineage: Eukaryota; Metazoa; Chordata; Lepidosauria; Squamata; Colubridae. The record is from RefSeq and is a predicted model, not a curated record. Gene Ontology annotation, molecular function: ATP hydrolysis activity; DNA clamp loader activity; DNA binding. Gene Ontology annotation, cellular component: DNA replication factor C complex; nucleus.
CAAUGAGCGCCGGCGAACUGAGGCGGAAAGCUCAAUUAGAACGCAUGCGCCGUUACGCCAUUCCGGUGCUAGGGGUGCCCGCACUGGGCGGGAAUUCUAGAGCUUUAGCGGCGGUAGCGCGCGGUUUUUCAAUCCGAUUGUUUCACUCCGUUAGGUUUUGGGUCGGCGGAUCGCAGCCAUGAGCCUCUGGCUGGACAAAUACCGGCCGACCUCGCUCUGCAAAGUAGACUAUCACCGAGAGCAGGCGGCGCAGCUUCGCAAUCUGGUUCAGUGUGGUGAUUUUCCUCAUCUCUUAGUUUAUGGGCCUUCAGGAGCUGGAAAGAAGACAAGAAUAAUGUGUUUACUAAGAGAGCUGUAUGGUUCUGGAGUAGAAAAACUGAGGAUUGAACAUCAAACUAUAACAGCACCCUCUAAAAAGAAAAUUGAAAUCAGCACUAUUGCAAGCAACUACCAUCUUGAAGUUAAUCCAAGUGAUGCAGGGAACAGUGACCGAGUUGUAAUACAGGAGUUGCUGAAGACAGUUGCACAGUCACAGCAACUUGAGACAAAUACUCAACGUGAUUUUAAAGUGGUGCUAUUGACGGAAGUGGACAAGCUUACAAAGGAUGCCCAGCAUGCAUUGCGAAGAACAAUGGAGAAAUAUAUGGCCACCUGUAGAUUAAUUCUUUGUUGCAAUUCUACAUCAAAAGUCAUUGCACCCAUCAGGAGUAGAUGCCUUGCAGUGCGAGUCCCCGCUCCAAGUAUUGGAGAUAUCUGUACCAUUUUAUCAAAUGUUUGCAAGAAGGAAGGCGUGACUCUUCCUCAAGAAUUGGCUCGGAGAAUUGCUGAAAAAUCUGGGAGGAAUCUCAGAAAGGCUCUUCUGAUGUGUGAGGCAUGCAGGGUACAGCAGCUUCCUUUCACGCCUGAUCAAGACAUUUCUGAGGCUGACUGGGAAGUAUAUUUGAGAGAGACAGCCAAUGCUAUUGUCAGUCAGCAGACACCCCAGAGACUAUUUGAAGUCCGUGGGCGACUUUAUGAACUUUUAACUCAUUGUAUUCCUGCAGAUAUUAUAAUAAAGGGCCUUCUGUCUGAACUUCUGAACAACUGUGAUGGGCAACUAAAAGGAGAAGUCGCACAAAUGGCAGCUUUCUAUGAGCACCGCUUACAACUGGGCAACAAAGCUAUUUAUCACCUGGAAGCAUUUGUAGCCAAAUUCAUGGCCCUUUAUAAAAAAUUUAUGGAAGAUGGACUUGAAGCUAUGAUGUUCUAAUGCAUAGCUUUGAGAAUAUUCAUCAUUUGUGAUUCUGAACUGCAAAUCACAAGAAUUUUACUGUAUCUAGGCAAUAAAAUCAAAAUUGUUAAAUUUCA